CUUCUGGCGUUUUACAAGAAUUUAGAAAACAGAAACGUGGGCAUCUGUGUGUAUGUAUGCAUGUAUAUAUGUGUGGACUUGCAUGCAGUAAUGACUUGGAAACUGUUUAAUAACCCCCACUGGAACUCCAACAUGAUCUGAAAAGGUCCAUUCUCUUUCCACACUCAUAUCCAGUAAAAUUCCCUUUGCUAAUUCUUGUAUUUAGGCUUGGGCCUGAGGGACUAGUGCAUGUGACAGGGGAAAGCAGAAGAGUCAUGAUGACACAACUCCCUGAGUCUUCCCUUUCCAAUGUGAAGGUAGAAGAGAAGACCUUGAAAUCUAGUGUUAUCUAAUCUUGAGACAGACUUGGCCUUCUAACAUGAUGGUUCCCCAGCAUCAAAUACGCUGACACCCACCCACCCAGUCUCAGAUGGUGCGAAUUCCUGUUUGGACACCGAAGGUUUAGGUGUAUCAAGCACUUCAGAGCCAAAAUGAUCUUCCCAGAGACAGAAACAACAAAGACAGAAGAGGAGCCACUGAAAUCACCGGCCUUCUGAGGGGUGUGUGACACAAUUUCCUGAAGCUGGAUAGUUCCCAAGGUUCACGUGAACAUAACCUCAGAUGGAGUCCUGGGAAGAAGGCUGGAGACUUCAGGUAGUUGAAGAAGAAAAAACAUGAUACAAUGGAGGAGGGAAAUUACACCAGAGUGAAAGAUUUUAUUUUUCAAGGACUGACCCAGUCCCGAGAGCUGAGCUUGGUCUUAUUUCCUCUGUUAUUUUUGGUGUACACAUCAACUGUGAUGGGAAACCUCCUCAUCAUGGUCACUGUGACCUGUGAGUCCCGCCUUCACACCCCCAUGUACUUCCUGCUCCGCAAUCUCUCAGUCUUGGACAUCUGCUUCUCCUCCAUCACUGCUCCCAAGGUCCUCGUGGACCUUCUGUCAAGGACAAAGACCAUCUCCUUCAAUGGUUGCAUCACUCAGAUGUUCUUCUUCCACCUUCUCGGUGGGGCAGACAUUUUUUCUCUCUCUGUCAUGGCCUUUGAUCGCUACAUGGCCAUCUCCAAGCCCCUGCACUACGUGACCAUCAUGAGUAGGGGGCGAUGCACUGCCCUCAUUGUGGCCUCCUGGGUGGGGGGCUUCGUCCACUCCAUCGUGCAGAUUUCCCUGUUGCUGCCCCUCCCCUUCUGUGGGCCCAAUGUUGUUGAUGGCUUCUACUGCGACGUCCCCCAGGUCCUCAAACUCAGCUGCACCAACACAUUUGCUCUUGAGAUCUUAAUGAUUUCCAACAAUGGUUUAAUCUCUACACUAUGGUUUGUCUUCCUCCUUGUGUCCUACACAGUCAUCUUGAUGAUGCUGAGGUCUCAUGCUGGAGAGGGCAGAAGGAAAGCCAUCUCCACCUGCACCUCCCACAUCACUGUGGUGACUCUGCACUUUGUGCCCUGCAUCUAUGUCUACGCCCGGCCCUUCACUGCCCUCCCCAUGGACAGAGUUGUCUCCAUCACCUUCACGGUCAUCAUCCCUGUCCUGAACCCCAUGAUCUACACCCUGAGGAACCAGGAGAUGAAGUCAUCCAUGAAGAGACUGAGGAGAAGACUUGGACCUUCCGAAAAAGAAUAG
Mirounga angustirostris (Northern elephant seal) is the source of this 1597-nucleotide messenger RNA. RefSeq names its product olfactory receptor 4D9-like. Bases 662 to 1597 code for a protein of 311 amino acids. The transcript has 4 exons. Gene Ontology annotation, cellular component: plasma membrane. Gene Ontology annotation, molecular function: olfactory receptor activity; G protein-coupled receptor activity. The record is from RefSeq and is a predicted model, not a curated record. Gene Ontology annotation, biological process: G protein-coupled receptor signaling pathway. NCBI's taxonomy places the organism in Eukaryota, Metazoa, Chordata, Mammalia, Carnivora, Phocidae.